AUGAAAACUAAUGGAGAAACAGAAAACAAUGUUGUAUCACCAACAAUUGGAUCUACAAUAUCAUCACCACUACCAGCAUCAUUAUCAAUAGCAAAUGUUAAAUCGCCAACAGCACCAAAUGGAGGAACCGUAGUAUUAGGUGUAACAGAGCCAAUUUCAACUUCUCCACCAUCUGCACUAGAUUUAAAACUAUCAAAUGAUUUAGAAAAUACAUUAAUAUCAUUCAAUUUAUUCGAAAGUCCUGAAGAAAGUAGAAAAAGAGAAGAGGUAUUAGGCAAACUAAAUCAAAUAGUCAGAGAAUGGGCAAAACAAGUUAGUAUUAAAAAGGGUUACCCAGAACAAACAGCAGCAGAGGUAGUCGCAAAGAUAUUUACAUUUGGCUCCUAUAGAUUGGGUGUUCAUGGCCCUAAUAGUGAUAUAGAUACAUUGUGUGUUGGUCCAAAACACAUAAUGAGAAGUGACUUUUUUGAUGAUUUAUCAGAAUCUUUAAAAACCCAUCCAGAAAUCACCGAAUUUACUACUGUAAAAGAUGCUUUUGUUCCAGUUAUUAAUAUGGUUUUUUCAGGUGUACCAAUAGAUUUAAUUUAUGCAAGAUUAUCUCUAACCGCUAUUCCAGAAGAACUAAAUGACUUGAUUGAUGAAGGAUACUUGAAGAAUGUUGACGAAAAAUCAAUACUUAGUUUAAAUGGUUGUCGUGUAGCGGAUCAAAUACUAAAAUUAGUACCAAACAUUCCAAAUUUUAGAAUGGCAUUAAGAUGUAUUAAACUUUGGGCUAUCAGUUUUUUAGGUGGUAUUACAUGGGCACUUUUAACAGCAAGAAUUUGUCAACUUUAUCCAAAUUCAGCACCAAGUACCAUUAUAAAUAGAUUUUUUAAAGUUUAUGAAAAUUGGAAAUGGCCUGCUCCAGUAUUAUUAACACAUUUAGUUGAAGGUGGUGCAUUAGCUGCAAAGGUAUGGAAUGCCAAGAGAGAUAAAGCACAUUUAAUGCCAAUUCUUACACCAGCAUAUCCCAUGAUGAAUUCAACUUAUAAUGUAUCAAAAUCAACAAUGCAAUUAUUGAAGAAUGAAUUUGUUAGAGGUGCAGAAAUUACUAGAAAGAUUGAAACCAAUGAAAGCACAUAUAACGCAUUAUUGGAAAAGAGCGAUUUUUUUACUCGAUAUAGAUUUUAUAUACAAAUCGAUUGUUCAGCUGGAAACGAAGAAGAUCAUAGAAAAUGGGAAGGUUGGAUCGAAUCAAAAUUAAGAUUUUUAAUUUCAAAUUUAGAAAUGACACCAAAAAUGAAAUAUGCAGUACCUUUUCCAAAAUCAUUUUCGAAUCUAAUCCAUAAAGAAUCCCAUCCCGAUCAAAUUUGCACAACUUUUUUUAUGGGUUUGGUUUUUAAUUUCCCAACAACCCCUGGUGCUGAUAAAAGUGUUGAUUUAACUAAAGCCGUAUCUGAAUUUACAUCAACUAUAAAAGAGUGGCUUAGAACUCAACCAAAUCCAGAAACCAUGGCUGAUAUCAAAGUACAGUAUAUUAAAAAGAAACAACUACCAUCAUUUAUACAAAGUGAAAUACCACCAGCUGAACCAAAAGUAAAUAAAAAAAGAGUUUCAACUGGCGAUCCAUCAACAUCAAAAAAGAAAGUUAAAUCGACCACAACAACUACAACCUCAACUAACACCUCUCCAUCUACUUUAACCCCAACCAAAGAAUCCUCAAAUAAUACUAGUGGCACCAAUCCUCUAUCACCAAAUAAUACCAUUUCUUCCCCAAACAAUGAAUCAACCAUCACCUCCAACGAUUCAACCGCCACUAUAACCAAUGAUAACAGUGAAAAUUUAAUUACAACUGGUGGUGAUACUAUCGCUUCAACUACUGUAAAUAAUGAAACCACAAUAACAGAACAAAAUCAAACAAUCACCAAAAUUGUUAACACAAUGGAAGUAAACGAACUAGAUUUUAUUUCAAAUCAAACCGAAUCUCAACCAAGAGCUCCUCCAAAGAAACCAAAUAUCAGUAUCAUUAGAGGCUAA
Dictyostelium purpureum is the source of this 2016-nucleotide messenger RNA. RefSeq lists its product as uncharacterized. The record is from RefSeq and is a predicted model, not a curated record. NCBI's taxonomy places the organism in Eukaryota, Evosea, Eumycetozoa, Dictyosteliales, Dictyosteliaceae. Gene Ontology annotation, molecular function: poly(A) RNA polymerase activity; RNA binding. The transcript has 4 exons. Gene Ontology annotation, cellular component: nucleus. The coding region runs from base 1 to 2016 and encodes 671 amino acids.